Molecule: messenger RNA, 2719 nt
Organism: Esox lucius (northern pike)
Lineage: Eukaryota; Metazoa; Chordata; Actinopteri; Esociformes; Esocidae
Product: SCHIP-1 domain-containing protein
Exons: 7
Coding region: 433-1170 (245 amino acids)
Biological process (GO): positive regulation of hippo signaling
Cellular component (GO): cell junction; plasma membrane
Source: RefSeq, a predicted model, not a curated record
UUCAGUCUGAUACUGCAGCACACAGCCUUCAGCCUCUCCAUCACCGCCUUCCUCCGUGUAUCUCAGCAUCUCCCCACCGGUUUCUCCUGUUACAUUUGUUCAUCCAAGCCCCCCCGCUCACACUCAGUCAGGUUGCUCCCUUGGCGGAAGGAAGAGAUUGGGCGAGAGAUUGGAGGAGGGCGAGAUCAAGGGGGAGAUUGAGGAUUAGAUAGGAAGAAUCUGCCGUGCAGUCACAGAGAGAGUUGUUGAGAGCGCCCACGUCCCUCCAUCCGCUGCGCGGAACCUCCCUCCCUCUCUCUCUCUCUCUCUCUCUCUCUCCCUCCUCCUCCCCUCUCUUCUGUGUGUAGCUGCGGUAUAUGACUGGGUCUCCUGGGUCUGUCUCACUGCAGUGUUGGAGAGGGUUCGGUUCCAGGCUGGGCAAUGCGCUGAAGGAUGGUGCACCAGGAGAAACGUAUUUACCAGGCGCAGAGGAAUGACAGGGAGUCCAUCAGACAGAAGCUGGCCCUCGGCAGUUUCUAUGACGACGACGAGCCAGUCAUCUACACCAGCUGCACCAAGAAUGACCUGUCCUCCUCCCGGCCUCAGAGUGGCGUUAACCUGCAGGUUUGUUUCGUGAAUGACAGCAGCAGUGACAAGGACAGCGAUGCUGAGGACAGCAGAACAGAGACCAGCCUGGACACACCGCUGUCACCUGUGAGUAAGCAGAGCUCAUCACUGUCGGACCGGGACACAGGCGAGGAGGACUCGGACCCCCUGGAGGACUGUGGCUUCUGGCGGGUACAGCGGCGUCUCCAGGAGGAGGCCAGGGUGGCGCUAGCAUUGGCCCGGCCCAUGGCCCGCAUGCAGGUGGAGGUGGAGAGACAGAUCCAGCUCCACCGCCGCUCGCCUGUUGCCGACCUGCUGCCCCACCUGCCCCACAUCAGUGAGGGUCUGAUGAAGAGGAGUCUGAAGAGAGGAGACAUACGGGACAUGAGCCUGGGUCAGCUCCAGGUCAUCACCAACGAUCUGCACUCACAGAUACAGAGCCUGAGCGGGGAGCUGGUGCAGCUUCUGCUGUUAAGAGAUGAGCUCCAUGUGGAGCAGGAUGCCAUGCUGGUGGAUGUAGAGGACCUGACCAGGCAUGCUCAGAGCCAACAGAGACACAUGGCAGAGAAAACCCUUUCCAAAUGAAAAUAUGACCACCCAAUCACCACAGAGCACUGGUCAACUACGUGAUCAUGGGCGCAAAUAAAGUCUGCAGGCUUUUGUUCCAGCCCAGCACAUCUGAUCAAAUGAUCGACAUCUUGCAUAAUUAUUUAGUUUUAUUUUUUAUUUGGGCUGGAUCAAAAGCCUGCAUAUUCUAUUGCUCUCCAGAAAACAGGGUCGGGGUCCACCGCGACCAGCUUUGUGACAGUUUGAUAUAAAAAAAAGAAUCAUGUUUGUUGUCUCCCUCCACACCGCACACCCACAGCCAUUUUGUAGAAUAUUAAACACAAUGCAUAGCAAUCUACUGAACACAAUGCAUAGCAAUCUACUGAACACAAUGCAUAGCAAUCUACUGAACACAUGGCUGUUUGUGCUGUUGCUAAGGAAUGAGCUCCUAGGCUUUCCAGUGUUUAACCUCUGUGGCGACUGCACAGGUCUAGUAUGAAUAGUCACACCAAUGGAUGUAAAACAGCGGCUGUUGCACAAAAUCACUUUUUUUUUUGUUCUGAUAUGUUAAAGCUUUACUGGUUGGCCCUUGUUUACGCCAUCGAUUUCGAGGUUGCAAUGAGCUUUAUUUUCUUCUGCACUGUAGACUGAAUGAAAGCUAAGUGUCCUUUUAAGCCUUGUUCACACUUACAGUUUGACGUGACUCUAAUCCUAUUCAUUUCCAUAUCCGAUUUGAAUCUGAUCUUAAUCCUAUUUUUACCUGCAGUUUGAACAGGUGAAAGCGACAGCUGGCAUCAUGUUAUCUUUCCGAUGCUUUUAAAAGUGUAUUCAUACUAUGAUUCUGAAACUGUGAAAUCCUCCGGUCAGGUACUGGUGUUGUCACCUGAGCUUGUUAGGUGAUGUCGUGAAUGGACAAGGAAGUACCAGCACCGAAGCUAAUCAGCCCACUGCCCUGUUGACAAGUCCGUGUCAGAACUGAUUUGACAGAACUGAUUUGAGGUUUAAGGCCUGCAGUGUGAACCGACUCGUGUGCUUUGUGACCAGGGUGUAAUAAUUGGGGCUGGUUAGUUAAUCACCUCCCUUGUACACUUGAAAUAAUGCGUUAACGUGACCAAACUUCAGCCCAGUGAUUGUAGGGUUUUGCCGUAAAACAGUUUCAUUCAGGCCCUGUUUUGCAACCCUGAAGCUAAUUAAAAGUAAAACAUUCCAAAAUAUCUAUUUUUAAGAAAUGUUGUUGACCAAGUCAAAUCCCAGUGGAUAUGAACAAAGGUGGGUUACUGAAGAGGUUACUGACAUUGUCACUUUUAAAGUGACAGCUGGUUGGUUUGGGCUAGAUGAAAAUACUUUGGCUAGCUGGAAGGAAACAUGUCUGCCUCGUUGUCUGAUGAGAUGAUGGUUAUCUGUGUCCACAGUAAUUAUUCCAUCAUUAGUGAUAAGAGAAUUCCAUUUUUCAGCAGCUCUUAAGUAAUAUAUUCUUCUGUUCAUAAUAAGCUCCUUCUAAUGUAUCACGCAGAGUUUAGGCACCCUAUCAAUGUUUUGUGUACAGAGAUAAUAAUUAUAAAUAAAUAAUAUAUGUGUGAGUGUUAAA